CAGAAAUUUAGAGAGAGAAAGGCUCAAGGGCAUAAGAUAGGGCUAGGAUAUUUAGAAGCCCACAAAAAAAAAGAGGAGCUAGAAAACAUUUUGUUCAAAGUAGUAAUGAUAAUUUUCCUCCCCUACCUCUGACUUCUCUUCAUCCCUCAUCAUCAUUACAACCUCACUUCUCUCUCUCUCUACCUUCACUUUAGUUCCCAAUAUCAUCAUGAUGAUAGUUAUGAUGAUCAUUCAUGUUCAUCUUCGUCGUCUUCUUCUCCUUCUUCUUUCUCUGCACCUACCAAGUCCCAAUACCCAAGAAGAAGACAUCAACACACAAACCAAAGAUCAAGAAUCCCAAGAAAAAGAAGAUGAAGUAGUUGAUUCUUAUCAUCAUCAAGAUUUUAAGAUUAGGGUUUACCUUAUCUCUCUCUACUUUUUCAUUUAGAUCGGUUCUUGAUCAUCAUCAUCAACAUCAUCAUAUGUUUGUAUCUUCAUCCACGUGUGCGUACGAGAUCCAAAAGGGGAAUCAAGCGUCUCGGUCCGAUCCUUCGCUGCAUCAAAGCGAUCUUCAUCUUGAAAAUUACCAAAUCAAGUGUGUGUGUUUUUACUCUUUCUUUUCUUUUUGUGUUUCUUUUUCUUUUGACUACCCUUUGUAUUUCUAUUUGCUUCUUUUUUUCUUCUUCCGAAUAUCUCCUUUUUCCGAUCGGUGUUUUGGUCUGACUGAUUUAGACUUAUGAAUCUACAUGUAUGAUCACUAUAUAUCCCUAUGUUCUUCCGAAUUCUACUCAAGAAUUUAUAUCCCAUUUGGCAUUUACAAUGGUUAUUUAUUUUGGAAGAUAUUAUCAUGUUAUUUCUUGGAUCGAUGAAAGUGUAACACAAGCUAGGUAACACUUUUUUUCUUUUCAAGGUACACUUUAUAGUAUAUACUAAAUAUACAAACAAUGAUUCAUUAUGCUGAAUUAGUUCGUGGAAUUUCCG
Molecule: messenger RNA, 960 nt
Organism: Arabidopsis thaliana (thale cress)
Lineage: Eukaryota; Viridiplantae; Streptophyta; Magnoliopsida; Brassicales; Brassicaceae
Exons: 1
Coding region: 462-719 (85 amino acids)
Source: RefSeq, marked reviewed